Molossus molossus (Pallas's mastiff bat) is the source of this 1011-nucleotide messenger RNA. It is a transcript of the gene SPACA6, whose product is annotated as sperm acrosome associated 6. Lineage: Eukaryota; Metazoa; Chordata; Mammalia; Chiroptera; Molossidae. The transcript is spliced from 9 exons. Bases 1 to 975 code for a protein of 324 amino acids. The record is from RefSeq and is a predicted model, not a curated record. Gene Ontology annotation, biological process: fusion of sperm to egg plasma membrane involved in single fertilization.
AUGGCCCAGCUGGCUGCAGCAAGUGCUGUCCCGUGCACCCUGGUGGCCCUCGUCAUCUUCGGGGCCCCAGCCGGGGCCUGUCUCCUCUGCUUCACAUCCUACAGUGAGCGCCUGCGCAUCUGCCAGAUCUUCGUGGGCUUGGAAGGCCCGCAGCUUGAGAAGUGUGAGGAGGCCUUCACGGCUGCCUUUAAGGGCCUGCUGGACACCGAAAUCAACUAUGAUGAGAGAAGCCACCUGCAUGACUCCUUCACCCAGAUGACCCUCUCUCUCCAAGAGGUGGCCACUGCUCAGGGGUCCUUUGAGGUUGCCUUCCCUGAUGCCGCAGAGAAAAUACGGGAGGUCAUUGUACAGCUUAAAGAAGUCCAGCCCUGCAUCCCUCCCUGCGGACUCCAGGAGGUCGCCCGGCGUUUCCGCUGCCGGGGGUGCUACUCCACAGUCUGCGACCUCCCGCUGGACUGCCCAGUUCAGGACGUGGUGGUGAAACGGGGUGAUCAGGCCAUGUUCUCGUGCACGGUGAACUUCCAGUUGCCCAAACAGGAGAUCACCUAUUCCUGGAAGUUCGCAGGAGGAGGUGUGCGGACUCGGGACCUAUCCUACUUCCGAGACAUGCCGCGGGCCCGGGGGAACCUGGCGCGGAUCCGGCCCGUGCAGCCCACGCACCGUGGGACCUUCGCCUGCGUGAUCACGCACGACCAGCUCCCCCUGGCGCGACUCUACUUCUUUCUGAACGUGACUGGUCCUACCCCGCGCGGGGAGACCGAGCUCCAGCUGGCGUUUCGGGAGGUGCUCCGCUGGGCUCCGCGGGAGGCGGAGAUGAUCGAACCCUGGAGGCCGAGCCUGGGCGAGCUGCUGGCCAACCCUGAGGCUCUGACGCCCAGCAACCUGGGCCUGCUGGCAACCGCCGCAGCCUUAGCUUCAGCCGGUGUGACCCUGCUGGCGUGGAUGUUCUUUCGAUGGUACUUCAGUGGCAACUAACAAUGGUAUCUUUCUGUUACUUGUCCUUUUCCACAC